Durotheca rogersii is the source of this 1295-nucleotide messenger RNA. RefSeq names its product dehydrogenase-like protein. Gene Ontology annotation, molecular function: oxidoreductase activity; zinc ion binding. The coding region runs from base 184 to 1242 and encodes 352 amino acids. Lineage: Eukaryota; Fungi; Ascomycota; Sordariomycetes; Xylariales; Xylariaceae. The record is from RefSeq and is a predicted model, not a curated record. The transcript has 2 exons.
GCCUUGAUGGCUACGAUGGAAGUCGUAGGUAUAUAACGAGGAUGCUCCCCCGUCCGAAAAUCUUCUCAACUUCAUUCUUCUCGAACCAACCGAACAGAGGUCUUCGCCAUUGCUAUCCACCCAUUCCGUUAAACCUUAGCUCCUUAUAUAUCGUUUACAACGCUUGAUAGCAAAUCAUUCGUCAUGGCUGCCACCAUUCCGAAAGAACAAUGGGCCCAGGUUAUUGAGCAGACCGGAGGACCUGUUCAUUACAAGAAGAUCCCCGUUGCUCAGCCGGGCCCUGACGAGGUCCUCGUCAACAUCAAGUACUCGGGCGUCUGCCACACCGAUCUCCACGCCAUGAAGGGCGACUGGCCGUUGCCUACCAAGAUUCCGCUGGUCGGCGGCCACGAGGGCGCGGGUAUCGUUGUGGCCCGCGGCGAGCUUGUGAAGGACGUUGAGAUCGGAGACCACGUCGGCAUUAAGUGGCUCAACGGCUCGUGUCUCAGCUGCUCCUUCUGCCAGCAGUCGGACGAGUCCCUCUGCCCGACCCCGCUACUGUCUGGCUAUACGGUGGACGGCAGCUUCCAGCAAUACGCCAUCGGCAAGGCCGCGCACGUGGCGAGGAUCCCCAAGGAGUGUAGCCUCGAGGCCGUCUCGCCCAUCCUGUGCGCCGGUCUGACCGUGUACAAGGCGUUGAAGGAGUCGGGGGCGCGGCCGGGGCAGCAGGUCGCCAUCGUCGGUGCCGGAGGUGGUCUCGGCAGCUUAGCUAUCCAGUACGCCAAGGCCAUGGGCCUGCACGCCAUCGCCAUCGACGGCGGUGAGGAGAAGGGCAAGAUGUGCAAGGAGCUCGGCGCCGGCACGUACAUCGACUUCAGCACCUCCAAGAACCUGGUGCAGGAGGUUAAGGCGGCGACGCCAGACGGCUUCGGCCCGCACGCGGUACUCCUGCUCGCUGUCAGCGAGGGCCCGUUCCAGCAGGCCAGCGAGUACGUGCGAAGUCGCGGGACGAUCGUGUGCGUGGGCCUGCCGGCGAACGCGUUCUUGAAGGCGCCCGUGUUCGACACGGUGGUACGGAUGAUCAACAUCAAGGGCAGCUACGUGGGCAACCGGCAAGACACGGCCGAGGCCAUCGACUUCUUCCGCCGCGGCCUCAUCAAGGCGCCGUACAAGGUGGUAGGGCUCAGCCAGCUGCAGGAGGUGUUCGACCUGAUGGAGGCCGGGAAGAUCGCGGGCCGCUACGUCGUCGACACGAGCAAAUGAGGAGAGCUGCCGCGGAUGGCGGCCAGAGCCUAGGCGGAAAAAAGACGAGACAG